CAUGUAUAUUAGUGUUGUGAAAGAUUGUUCUGAUGUUUUCUUCAAGAAUCAGACCUUUAUGGGCUUCUCUGCAUUUCUGUCCUGAUUUCAUGAAUCUUUUGAACGAAUCCUUUUGGUUCACAGUUGUAAGUAAAGAAAGACUUUAGUCAUUUUAUCACACUGUAAACUCAACUAUUGAUAAGUUCACUUCAGUCUCUGUUGUAAUUGUUAUGAAUGACCACAUGGUGCCAGUGUGACACAGCGAGGAAACAUCUGAUUCAUUCUCACUGCGUUGAACAAGAGAACAAACUUUCAUCAAUAUAACCAUCAUGUCUGUAAAAAUCACAUUAUUUCAUAAAUAAUGCUGAUGUUUGAUUGAUUGAUUGAUUGAUUGAUUGAGGUUUCAGUGAGCUGGAGGUGAAUCUUCAUCAUGACGUUUAAGGUAUCGAUUCUUUCCUAAACAGCAGAAAAAAGUUAAGCGAAUCAUUGUAAGGAAUCGACUCAUUUAAAGAAUUGCUGGAGCGCGCGCGACAGGUGCUCUCAGGUGGGCGCGCUCUCAGGCGCAUUAUUAUCAGACUCUGUUGUAUUUUUCUACUUUUUAACGAGCGGCUUUAUUUCAAGUUGAGGAGGUAAGACACGAACACAUGAAUGAUUUAAAGCUUUUUAUUAACAAUGAAUCAUCAGAAUUUGAUUUAUGGAACAGAUGAAGCCUUUCUUCGCUUUAGAUGAAGAAAGGCUUCGAGAUGAAGUCAUUCUCUUUCCGUAUUACCAGCAUUCAUCCCGCACUAUUUUCUCUCUCUUUAUUUUCAGGUCUGGUAGAUGUGUGAUCGCCCUGAAUAAUCGUAACAUGAGGACCGUCACCAACAUCUUCAUCCUCAAUCUGGCCAUCAGUGACCUGCUUGUUGGGAUCUUCUGCAUUCCCACAACACUUGUGGACAACUUCAUUACAGGACAAAAUCUUAUUAAAGGGGACAUGAUGAAAAUCUGUCUUCAUUGUGACAUCUUGUGGUUUGUAUAUUUCAGGUUGGCCCUUCAGUGUAAACUCAGUGGUCUGAUUCAGAGGACGUCUGUCUGCGCUUCAGUCUUCACAUUAGUGGCCAUUGCUGUGGACAGGCAUGCAUGGAAAGAAGAUACAGGAUGUGUGAGGAACCCUGUGGCCCUCACCAGCCACACUAUGAAAGGCCCAGAGACCAAGUGGCAACAUCUCCAAACUUGUCAGCACAAGCAGGUCGACAACGUAGUCCUGCCCUCUGCGCUCGAUCACAAGAUCAACAAGGACGAGACUGUUUUUCCUCCGGCACCACAUCGACCUGUCAGACCGAAGGAGAAAAAUCGAACAGCGAGAACGCACAGGACCUGCGCAGGUGUCUGA
Molecule: messenger RNA, 1351 nt
Organism: Misgurnus anguillicaudatus (oriental weatherfish)
Lineage: Eukaryota; Metazoa; Chordata; Actinopteri; Cypriniformes; Cobitidae
Source: RefSeq, a predicted model, not a curated record